CAGUACUUGUUAUCAGUUGGGUGAACCUCUUUACCUUCCAUUACGGCUGGCAUAUGUGAAAUAUUUUCCAACUCGCGAAGAAUUUGAAAGUACUGGGAAACUAAUCUCAGUUCUCUAGACGAUGGAUGAUCAAGUGCUAGUUUAUUUUAACGGAAAAGAAACAUAUUCCAAACGAUUUUGGUGUAUGAUGCAUUAGGAAUAGUACUAGUCAUGGCCAUGAAAGAUGAGGAUGGGGAAUUUCAUUUUCACAUCAUACUAUCUCGUCUGUUCACUUGAGGAAUUUGCUGAAUUAUGAACACGAGCUGAUAUCAGGUUCGAUCAUUGGAAAUCUCCUCAAGGUGCAGACCCUACUAUGGAUACACAUGAUUGGAGGGCUCAGCUGCUGCCUCAUAUUCGCCAAAUAAAAGUCAAUGAAAUAAUGAUUAAAUUAAAGACGCCUAUGUCUCAUGCUGAUGAUGAUGAAUUGAUUGAAGUUCAAAAAAUUGCUCAAAGUUUUGAGCAGAAGACUUUUGCUGGUGCAGCAAACGAGGAGGAUUAUUUACAGAGAAUAUCUUCAAUGAUGCAGUUAAUUGAUAGUUAUCAUAAUCUUUGGAGGGCUCAGCUGCAACCUGAUAGUCGUGAAAGAAUCAUCAACAACAUAUUGGAAACAUUAAGAAGACAUCUUCCUGUUUCUGGCCAAGAUGGAUUAGAUGAACUUCGUAAAAUUGCUGCAAGAUUUGAGGAGAAGGUUUAUAAUGCAGCAACAAGUCAGUCUGAUUAUCGUCGGAAAAUAUCCUUGAAGAUGCUGACAAUGGAAGCUAAAUGCCAGAACACCAUAGCAAACCCACACCCUAUGCCAUCAAACUUCGGUGACAACAGGGAUGGUCCUUAAGAUACAGGUUCUGCUUGGGAGGUUCAAGUGCUAGAAAGGGAGGUGAUAUGAUCAGAGGGAGAAAGAGAAAUGCUUGAGUAAGACAAUGUGUAAUAAAAAGGAAGCAACCACAGUGACUAAUUGACUUUGUCAUCUAUUGAUAGCUCUUUUGUUAUGAUACUCAUUUCCUCAAACCAUUGCAAAUGAUGCGGACUAAAUGUUUGUGAUGACAAUAUGUUAUUUGGAUUCAAGUGUUCUGUAUCUGUAGUGUAUGGUUAUGCAAUAUUGUCUUAUAAGGCCUCUGGCGUAACGUGAA
This is a messenger RNA of Prosopis cineraria, 1166 nucleotides long. RefSeq names its product mediator of RNA polymerase II transcription subunit 15a-like. The coding region runs from base 353 to 871 and encodes 172 amino acids. The transcript has 8 exons. Gene Ontology annotation, molecular function: chromatin DNA binding; transcription coactivator activity. Lineage: Eukaryota; Viridiplantae; Streptophyta; Magnoliopsida; Fabales; Fabaceae. Gene Ontology annotation, biological process: regulation of DNA-templated transcription. The record is from RefSeq and is a predicted model, not a curated record.